CCUCCAGAGCGCUCCGCGCGUCAAGCCAUGGAGGGCGCGCACCUCUACGCCCACACGCACGGCCGCCACUACCACAGUAGCAAGCGCCCCACGCCGGCGGCGCCCGGGGUCAUGGACGUCGACGUCGACGUGGACGGGGACGCGUCGCCCAAGGGGGCGCGGUACCGCGGCGUGCGGCGCCGGCCGUGGGGCCGGUUCGCGGCGGAGAUCCGCGACCCCAUGUCCAAGGAGCGGCGCUGGCUCGGCACCUACAACACCGCCGAGGAGGCCGCCUGCGCCUACGACAUCGCCGCGCGCAUCUUGCGCGGCAACAAGGCGCGCACCAACUUCCCCGUCCACGCCACCGCGGCCGCCUACUGGGCGUGGGGCGCGCCGCAGGCGGCGGCCGGCGCGGGCCCGCUCGACCCCGUCCUCGCGCACAACCUCCUCAUGGGCUCCUCCCACCACGGCUGCCGCGUGCUCCACCACGCCGGCGGCCACGGGCACCCUUCUCCUGCCCGGCCUCCCCCGCCGGCUCCGGCGCCGGCGCCACCCCCCACCGCCUCGGCGUCCCGCGCCGUGGCCGCGCCUGCGGCGACGUCGUCGUCCCCUGCCGCCGCCUCGUCUCCCGUAGCACCCUCCGUGGACCUGGCCAUCUGGGGCCGCGUCCUGCGGAGCGGGCCGCCGGACGCGGGGCUGCUGCAGGACGCGCUGCACGGCUUCUACCCGGGCAUGCUGCCGCGCGUGGACCUUGGCGACGCAGCCGUCGAGGGGAUUGCGGAGCAGGAUCGGCACGAGGCGCUUGCCGUGGCUUCCCCUUGCGCGGGCGACGACUCCGACGAGGCUGGCCUGAUGCCGCAGGGCCUGCUCGAGGACGUGAUCCAGUCCCGGGCGUUCCUGGACGCGGUUGCGGCGCCGCCCGCCGCCACGCGCCGCGGUCGCCGGCGGGGCUGA
Molecule: messenger RNA, 933 nt
Organism: Panicum virgatum (switchgrass)
Lineage: Eukaryota; Viridiplantae; Streptophyta; Magnoliopsida; Poales; Poaceae
Product: ethylene-responsive transcription factor 4-like
Exons: 1
Coding region: 28-933 (301 amino acids)
Biological process (GO): regulation of DNA-templated transcription
Molecular function (GO): DNA binding; DNA-binding transcription factor activity
Source: RefSeq, a predicted model, not a curated record